Messenger RNA from Malurus melanocephalus (red-backed fairy wren), 3430 nucleotides. It is a transcript of the gene SERGEF, whose product is annotated as secretion regulating guanine nucleotide exchange factor. Lineage: Eukaryota; Metazoa; Chordata; Aves; Passeriformes; Maluridae. The record is from RefSeq and is a predicted model, not a curated record.
GCCCGGCCCGCGGGCGGCGGGAAGCGCCGGGAGCCGCCAGCYCCCUGCCAUGGAGCCGCAGCUCUUCGCCUGGGGUGCAAACAGCUAUGGACAGCUUGGUCUUGGUCAUAAAGAGGAUGUGCUGGUUCCUCAGGCACUGAAAGAUGCUUCCUGCACAUGUCAAGACAUUGCAAGCAUUGCUGGAGGAGGGGGACAUUCUGCAGUUACCACUGGUGCGGGACAACUCUUUGUAUGUGGCCACAACAAAGAUGGGCAAUUGGGGUUGAAUCACACAGAGGAUGUGCUGCGUUUUACUUUGUGCACUGCCCUGUCUGGCUUUUGUGUAAAACAAGUUGCAUGUGGCUGGGAUUUUACAAUCAUAUUAGUAGGAUCUGGCCUAGUGCUGUCCUGUGGGUCAAACUCUUUUGGACAACUGGGACUUCCUCAAAUUUCAGGUCCGUGCUUGAUUCCACAAAAGAUUGAGUCUCUCAAAGAGAAGGUGGUGCAUGUUGCUGCAGGACUGAGACAUGCCCUUGCUGCAACAGACAGCGGUUUGGUGCUUCAGUGGGGAACUGGGAUGGCAUCUCAGGCAAAGCGUGCAAGCCAAGGAAAAGCCCUCCCCCUGUUCUUGACAGCAAGGGAACCCUGUGAAGUGACAGGCCUGGAAGACGUGAAGGUGAAGACGGUGGCUGCCGGCUCCUGUCACUCGGUGUCCCUCACAGAUGAAGGACACCUGUAUGUCUGGGGCAGCAACAAACAUGGGCAGUUGGUGAGCAAAGAMAUCUUUCUUGCUGAGCCCAGGAAGAUUGACUCUCAGUGUUUCUCACAUGAGAAGAUUGGAGCAGUUUGGAGUGGCUGGACSCACCUGGUGGCACAGACAGAAGCUGGCAAGGUGUUUACCUGGGGCAGAGCAGACUACGGGCAGCUUGGAAGGCACGCGGUGGUUCCCAGUGGACAGCAGAGCACAGCAUCUGAACAGUGCUUGGAGCUGUUGUGUAACAUCCCUGUUUCGGUUCCUUGCCUAAAUGGAGCAUCCCAGAUUGCAUGUGGCUCCGAGCAUAAUCUGGCAAUAGUUGGUGGUCAGUGCUUCUCUUGGGGAUGGAACGAACAUGGGAUGUGUGGUGAUGGCACAGAAGCAAACGUUCAUGUCCCAGAACCGGUCAAAGCUCUUGGCUGUGCAAAACAGAUYUUAAUUGGAUGCGGGGCAGGACAUGCCAUGGCUCUCUCAAACCCCACGCUAGACCCAGCCCACCUGGAAUCAUAACAGCGUGGAUGUGGGUGGACAUCUUUGAAUUGUGUAGCUCAGAAUCGCUACAAAAGAAUUGCCCGUGGUUAACACAAUAGUUGGAAAGUGCAGAUGCUUUUCCUAAGUCUUAAAGGAACGACUAUGCAUAAAAAGCUGCAACAUUUUACAAAUUGUUUCCUAGGUUCUGGCUACAGGAAUUGACUUUCUUACCCACAAAUAGAAUUGCAAGCAUUCUGCUUUGAUGCAAUGCAGCUGAAGACAGAUGUGCAUUUUCUUGUUCUUGUGAGAAGUCUUUGAGGAAGAAAUCGACUGCUUGAUGGCUUUUUGGUGUAUAAAUUCAGUCUGGAGAAGAGGUCUGAGAAGGUGGUCUUUUGUUAUUGUAUCUUUAUAUCAUGAUAUGUUGCACCUGCCAACUCCUACUGGAGUUGUGGGCUCGCAGCAGCUCAGAAAAUUGUGUCACAAAGAAAUGCCAGUGAAUAUGACUCGAUGCAUACACACAUUUUAAGCAGAAGAAUAGGAUUAAAAAAAAAAAGCAAUCAAUAUAAUUUAGAAGGCUGGCAAAAGACGAAAAUUAGGCCCUUUUGAACUAGUUUUAUCUUGAUUAAACUGUGAAAGGAGCAUUAUUUCYCAUGGAUUAUGUUCUGUGCCAGGCAUCAGUUCAUUAUAGAUUUACUGGGAUGCAGAUCUGCAUGAAUUAUGGUUAACUUGCAAACCAAAGCUGAAGUUUCUGUAGCUACUGCUUAGGGAAGGAAAGCUUCUAAGAGCUCUUGGAAGCAAUCAAAAAGUUCUUACCAAAGGGCAUAAGUCAGUUGUAGGUGUUGAGGACCGCUUGAUCUCGUGUAASUCCUGUGUUUCCAUCUGCCUUUGGAAUAGGAAGACAUUGAAAUCUAACCAGAAAGAUUUUACAAGUUCUCCAGCCUAAAAGGCAGACCAGAAUGUUCCUGAUAAUUUCAGGUUAGCUCUCGCUUUUGCAGCCCAACRGAGUUACUGUUCACAGCAUGCCCACAGUACUCGUUCCAGGUGGGUGCUUGACAGAGAACAUAGGCCUGUUACUUGUUUUGGUAGAAAAAGGAGAAAGUGUAAAAUGAGAUGUCUUUGGAUAUUAUUAGCUGCCUAUGUUGAGCAAAAUUUUGGAAGCUAUUUAUAAAACCAUUUUUUCCACACAAAUACAGUGGAUGCCAUUAAACUGGCACUSCCACAAUACUUAUAUUUGCUGUGGUGUUCAACGUAUUUCAAGUUCUAAAUAUAGAGAAUUCUACGGUGUGGUAAAUGCACCUUUUAAUGAGACCUACUGUUGCUAAAUAGUGGCUUAAUUUUUAAAGCAGGCUUGCCAGGGAAGAAACCUUACAGAAUUACAAAAUGCUCAGAGAAAGGCUCUUAGGAAAUGGGACAGGAAGACUUUCUAAUGAUAUAUCAGCUUACGCAUGAAGAGGAAGGAAUUAAGGUGAUAAUAUGGGCUGUGGGUUUUUUUCACCCUUGGUUUUACAGCAGUUAUACUUCUUGGCUUCAUUUUCAGAAGGGUUUUAUUUUUCUAUUCAACAGAUGAGAAACUUGUACAGGYUAUAUAGCUGAUUUUAAACUAUAACAGGUACCAGAAGAAUAAUUAAAUGGGACCCCUGCAAAAAGUGUAGAAUUGAGAUUUCUGUUGUAAAGUGGUUUUUUUAAAUCCAUGUGUUAGUUUUGGUUCUUCAUGGCAACACACUGUUCCAGGCUGUAACCUCUUGCACUUUUAAUUAUCUAAGUUGCUAUUUAUUGUCUGUCCUCAAUGCCAUUUCCUGGAUACCAAAGCUUCUCUAUUAUAUGCACUGAACAGUUUCUCAUACUUUCUUUGACAGUCCUGUCUGAGGUUUCUACUUUUGUUUUCCUCCAGAAUCUGUGUACCAAAUAAACAUGUUCUCUUGUUUCAGUAAUCAUGUCCUCUAAAUAGUCUGUUCCUUGAUUAUUCAGAGCCAAUAUGUGCCUUAUGGGGGGGUUACUGGACUGGACAUGUUUUGACUGUGUGUGCUGUUGCUACAGUUCAUUUCAGAGGAGUCCAGCAAGUUAUGUAACAAAUAAAUGUGAAUUGGAUAUUUGAAAUGUUUUUCUCAUGUAACAUGAACACACUUUUGCAACACAAAGAAUGAUUUGGGGUGAUAAGGUGAGGAAAGAAAGGAGAGCAUCAGYUUGUUCCUGGUCCUGAUCUGGAGUUUCAUAUCUGCAUCUGAU